Magnolia sinica is the source of this 2988-nucleotide messenger RNA. RefSeq names its product MDIS1-interacting receptor like kinase 2-like. Gene Ontology annotation, molecular function: protein binding; protein kinase activity; ATP binding. NCBI's taxonomy places the organism in Eukaryota, Viridiplantae, Streptophyta, Magnoliopsida, Magnoliales, Magnoliaceae. The transcript is spliced from 2 exons. Gene Ontology annotation, biological process: protein phosphorylation. The record is from RefSeq and is a predicted model, not a curated record. The annotation marks the transcript as partial.
AUAAUGCUUUCUAACACAUGAUGGAUAACUCGCACCUCCACAUACAUAGUUAACAUGGCCAUAGACAAAUCCCUGUCCCUUGUUUUGCUGCUUCUAUGGGCAAUGGUACUUUCCUCUAACAAUUCUGCAGCUUCCCUGGAAUCCCAAGCUGAAGCGGAAGCUCUACUCAAAUGGAAAGCUAGUCUAUUAGAAAGACAGGCGCUCAGUUCAUGGUCGUUACUCCCCAACGCCAAUGCUUCUACCACCCAAGAUAACUCUCCAUGCAACUGGACCGGAAUCUCAUGCAACCGUGCUGGAAGAGUAACAGGAAUAAGCCUAUAUCGUUCAGGUUUGAAAGGUAAGCUUGAUAACUUGAGCUUCUCCUCCUUCCCAAACCUGGCCCAUAUCGUUCUCGACCACAAUGCACUCUUUGGAAGCAUCCCAGCUCAAAUUGGCACUCUUUCUGAACUACUCACCCUUCAGCUUUCUUCGAAUCAGCUUUCUGGUUCAAUUCCUAAAGAGAUAGGGGAGUUGAAGAAGCUAACAAUGAUAGACUUGUCACAAAACAAUAUAACAGGUUCUAUCCCAUCCUCUUUAGGAAACUUGACCAAACUCUUUAACUUAUACAUAUCUAAUAAUCUGAUAUCUGGUUCAAUCCCUCAGCAACUAGGAAAUCUCAAAUUUCUGGUUCAGCUAGACGCAGCUGCUAACCUGCUGAAUGGUUCCCUUCCUGCCACUAUAGGAAACAUGACCAGAAUUAACUUCGUGUUCCUCUGCGGGAAUGAAAUUUCUGGCCCCAUACCAAGUGAAAUAGGCAACCUUAAAAUACUGACAACGUUUCAAGUGUGUGGAAACCUUCUAGCAGGUUCCAUUCCUUCUAAUCUAGGAAAUGUGACCAAACUCAAGAGCUUGCUACUCUAUGCAAAUCACUUCCAUGGCUCAAUUCCUCAACAGAUAGGAAAUCUCUACCACCUAACUGAUCUAAGGUUGUUUGAGAACAACCUCACUGGUCCAAUCCCUCCAUCUCUUGGAAAUCUGUCAAGCCUAACUGUACUUGCUCUCUUCGAUAAUCUGUUAUCUGAUUCAAUACCCACAGAAAUCUCAAAUCUAACACGUUUGAAGAUCCUAUCUUUGGAUGACAACUACUUCUCUGGUCACCUACCUCAAGUAUGCCAAAACAGAUCAUUAACGCACUUCACUGCCCAUAACAACCAUUUCACCGGUCCCAUCCCUGAAAGCCUGAGAAACUGCACCACCUUAAUAAGAGUCCGGCUGGAGCAUAAUCAGCUCACAGGAAAUAUAUCCCAAGUUUUCGGAGUAUAUCCUAGUUUAGAGUACAUCGAUCUGAGUUAUAAUAAAUUGCAUGGUGAGCUGUCACCAAAAUGGGGACAAUGUCAAAACCUGACGCUUCUAAAAAUCUCUGAGAACAAUCUCACUGGUAGAAUUCCGCCGCAGAUUGGGAAGCUAAGUCAGCUACAGGAACUCAACCUGUCUUCAAACAACCUACAAGGAAAGAUUCCUACUAGCCUGGGGAGUUUGUCCAUGCUUUACAAGUUGAGUUUACAAAAUAACCGACUAUCUGGUUCGGUACCUGGUGAAAUUGGAAAACUAUACAAUUUGGCAAUUCUUGACCUAUCAAAGAACAAGCUGGGUGGGCCGAUACCACAGCUACUGGGGGAAUGCUCCAAAUUGCAGUAUUUGAGCAUGAGUGAGAAUUAUUUGAAUGGAAGCAUUCCAUUUCAGAUUGGUAAUCUAAUACGCCUACAGAUUACCUUGGAUCUCAGCUGUAACUUACUUUCGGGAGAGAUAACCCAACAACUUGGGAAACUACAAAUGUUGGAAAAGCUAAAUCUCUCCCACAAUUCACUCUCAGGCUCCAUUCCGUCGUCGUUCAAAGAGAUGAUCAGUUUAUCUUCCAUCGACUUUUCAUACAAUGAUUUGGUGGGCCCUCUCCCUGACAGCAAAGCCUUCCGUCUGGCUCCGUCAUGGGCAUUCAUCGAGAACAAAGGUUUAUGCGGUGAAGCAAAAGGCGUGCAACCUUGUAAUUCCUCUUCAAUAAAGCCUCAGAAUGGGAAGAAAGACCACAAGGUUUUGAUCAUUAUUCCUAUAAUGUCAGCCUUAUUUCUUCUAGUUGUAUUUGCCACCAUUUUUUACAUGUUCCUACAAAGAUCCCGCAGAACAAGAAAUGCAGAGAAACAAGACUUAGAAGUGAAAAAUGGAAAUCUAUUUGCAAUAUGUAAUUUCGAUGGAAAGAUUGCAUAUGAAGAAAUCAUCAGGGCAACGGAGGAUUUCAAUAACAAAUAUUGCAUUGGGGCUGGAGGAUAUGGAAGGGUUUAUAAAGCAGAUCUACAGAUGGGUCAGGUUGUAGCUGUGAAAAAACUUGACUGGUCACUAGGUGACGAACAAGAUGAUCAAAGAAGCUUUGAAAAAGAAAUACAAGCAUUAACAGAAAUUCGACAUCGCAACAUCAUAAAGUUCUAUGGAUUUUGUUCGCAUGCUCGGUGUCCAUUUUUGGUGUACGAGUACAUGGAAAGGGGAAGCUUAGCUAGCAUCCUCAGCGGCAAUAAAGAAGGAGCUGUAGAAUUGGAUUGGGUGAAGAGGACGAAAGUUAUCAGAGGAGUAGCCGAUGCUUUAUCAUACAUGCACCAUGAUCGCACUCCUCCUAUAAUUCAUCGGGACUUAUCAAGUAAAAACAUUUUGUUGGAUUUAGAAUUUGAGGCCUGUGUCUCUGACUUUGGCACCGCAAGACUCAUAAAGCCAGAUUCAUCUAAUUGGUCCACACUCGCAGGCACUUAUGGAUACAUAGCUCCAGAGUUUGCUUACACAAUGAGAGUUACCGAGAAAUGCGACGUAUAUAGCUUUGGUGUUGUAGCACUUGAAGUGAUAAUGGGAAGGCAUCCUGGAGAUCUCCUCUCAUCGUUGGCAACGUCUGGUGGCCAAGAUAUACUGCUGAUGAAUGUAUUGGACCAACGCCUUCCUCCUCCCACGCUUGAAAACAUGAAGGGUUUG